Torulaspora delbrueckii is the source of this 984-nucleotide messenger RNA. It is a transcript of the gene ECM8, whose product is annotated as Ecm8p. Lineage: Eukaryota; Fungi; Ascomycota; Saccharomycetes; Saccharomycetales; Saccharomycetaceae. The record is from RefSeq and is a predicted model, not a curated record. Bases 1 to 984 code for a protein of 327 amino acids. The transcript has a single exon.
AUGCAUGAUUACUCAGAUUUGCUUCCGAUUGCUAGUGAUUUAGAAUAUUGGAUAGAUAGUAGUUCAACAUACGUGGACGAUGAUAGUCAUCUGGAAACCGAUAGAGAUAGCGGUUUAGACACUCUGGAUUGCUUUUCGAAACGGAAAUUACCAGCUAACCGAGAGGCUAGUUUAUCUCAAGACGUAUUUUUGGAGUUAGUCCCGAGAGACUCGCUUUGUAAACAUUCUUUGUUACCACGACAACACAGAGUGUUGGUUCUGCCCAGGUCGUUUCAACAUCAUAGGAUUCAAAAAUGGUUGAAAAGUCAGAUUUUGGAACAAGGGUUUGAUUUGAAGAAAAAUUUCCAGUGUCCACCAAGUCGUUGUAGUAAUGAUCAGUCGAAUGCCAAUGCUUGUAGUGAUUUGAAUUGGAUUUCUUAUCGAUACAUGAGGGUUUCUUCCGCGGGAAAACAGGUCAUGUGUAGAUUAUGCCACGGGAGGAACUGGAUUUCGAGUUGCAGUUUCUUCAAGCAUCUUUUCCUAGCUCAUGGCAUAAUGACGCAGGUUAAAUCUAAUUAUGCCUCAAACUUCCAAGUAGAGACCUUCAAGAUAACGGACUAUUUUACCGUUAAGGUACAAACAAUUCAGUCAGUCGAGUUUACUAGAAACUUAUUACCAUAUCUGGAGGUUUCGUUAGUUCCGCUGCCAGAGAAAAAGUUCUCAAAAGUGCUAAACAAUGGGUUUAGAAGAACGCACGUUGUCUGCCCACAUUGCUCGAAAUGGAUUCGGUUGGGAUGGUGUGAAUAUGAUGAGAUAAUAAGGCAGGACUUCGAGGAUUUUGACUCUUUUAGAAAUUUGAAUAUUGAAAACUAUUCCAAGAUUUCUUAUGUGCAGAAACGGGACCGAGAUUCCAUCGAAGGUUUGUAUGAGAAUUAUUUCAUUCAUUAUAUCGAAUGUGAUUUCACGAGAUUCCAAUCUAAAUAUUUAUACGUUCAAAUUGUUUAA